ACCAAUGAUGUCGUUGGAAACACAUGGAACUGGCUCUACUUCAUCCCACUCAUUAUCAUCGGCUCCUUUUUUAUGCUCAAUCUGGUGCUUGGUGUCUUAUCAGGAGAAUUUGCUAAAGAGCGAGAACGUGUGGAGAAGAGGCAGGAGUUCCUUAAGCUUCGCCGACAGCAGCAGAUUGAGAGAGAGCUUACUGGAUACUUGGAGUGGAUCUGCAAAGCAGAGGAGGUUUUGCUGGAGGAAGAGGAUGAGAUUGCAGAGGAGAAGUCCCCGUUGGAUAGUGCGUGGUACAAGAGGAAGCAAAACCUUUCAGUUCUGAAACGAGGCAAAAUGAAGAAAGGUAAAAACGACCUUAUAGGUGCUGAGGAAGGAGAGGAUCCUUUUGCUGACAUGUCCUCUGUUGCUCCCCCUGGCUCUCCAUUUGGUCGGGCAAGUGUGAAGAGUGGUAAAAUAGACAGCUCAUCUUACUUCCGCCGCAAAGAAAAGAGGAUUCGUUUCUUUAUCCGCCGCAUGGUGAAAGCUCAAAGUUUCUACUGGAUUGUCCUGUGCCUGGUGGGCCUCAACACUCUCUGUGUAGCCAUAGUGCACUACGACCAACCGGAGUGGCUUACAAGAGCCCUCUACACUGCAGAGUUUGUGUUUCUGGGUUUAUUUUUGACUGAGAUGACACUGAAGAUGUACGGCCUGGGAGCAAGAAAUUACUUUCACUCGUCAUUUAACUGCUUUGAUUUUGGGGUAAUUGUGGGGAGUAUUUUAGAGGUGAUCUGGGACAUGAUUAAACCAGGGGCAUCAUUUGGUAUCAGUGUGUUGAGGGCCUUGAGACUCCUCAGGAUUUUCAAAGUCACCAAAUAUUGGAAUUCACUGAGGAACCUUGUUGUGUCUCUCCUCAACUCCAUGAAGUCCAUCAUCAGCUUGCUCUUCCUUCUCUUCCUUUUCAUUGUGGUCUUUGCUUUGCUGGGCAUGCAGCUCUUUGGAGGACAGUUUAACUUUGAAGAUGAAACACCAACAACAAACUUUGAUACCUUUCCAGCAGCCAUCCUCACAGUGUUUCAGAUUCUGACUGGUGAGGACUGGAAUGCUGUGAUGUACCACGGCAUUGAAUCUCAAGGAGGAGUUCGACGCGGCAUGUUCUCAUCCAUUUAUUUCAUUGUCCUCACACUCUUUGGAAACUACACCCUCCUGAAUGUUUUCUUGGCUAUUGCUGUUGAUAACCUCGCAAAUGCACAGGAGCUGACAAAGGAUGAGGAAGAACAGGAGGAGGCAGCCAACAAGAAACUUGCAAUGCAGAAAGCACUGGAAGUGAAAGAAGUCAGCCCGAUGUCAGCUGCCAACAUUUCCAUUGCGGCUUUUGUAAAGCAAAAUCGAGAUGCACUCUCUCGCAGGUCGUCCAUCAGCAGCAUUCAGUCACCCAAGGAGUGGACCAAGCUGGAUGAGGAUGUAGACAAGAGCCUGGAAGCCAUCUCAAAUGGCAACACCGACCUGAAACUCUUAACCAUAUGCUCCCUCAUCAUGAGCAGAGGCCAGCUGCGUCAAGAACUGAAAUCCUUGAGACGCCAGUUCAAGGCAGCUAUCGAAGAGGAGAGACCUAGUCUAAAAGAGCAACAGCGGUCUGCAAAGUCCAAGUCAAUUUGGGAGCAGAGAACCAGCCAGCUGAGGAGACACAAUAUGAGGGCCAGCAAUGAAGCCCUGUUCAAUGAGCUUGAUCUCGAAGACCACUCACGAAAUUCCACCACCAUCCAUCUGCAUCCCGACAUAAAGACUCACAGGGACCGUCCACUUCUAGUGGAGGGCAAGAAUAGCGACAACACCAGCAGGCACUCCGAAGGAGGUCAGGAAGAGGUAGGAGGUCCCUGGGAGGACAGGGUGGGAGACAGCUUCCACACGCACUCCAGGAGACAUCACCGCCACCGUGACAAGAACAGUGAUGGAGGCAACGGCCGGGGAGGGAGCCAUCAUACACAUCACAGCAGGAGCAGAGAUCACAAUGCAGAUGGAAACCAGACAAAUGAUAGGGGAUGGGAGAGGAGCAUGGGCUGUGAUGGAGGACAUGGACACAGGCACAACCACAAAUCCAGCUCCCCUGAGGAGGAGGGAAGUGAUACUCGAGGAGGGUUAGAAGGAGAGCAAAGAGGUCAUCGCCACCAUUUUCAUCGUCCAAAGGCAGGAAAUGGGCAGUUGGCAAAUGGUGCACAAGGAGAGUCAAAAGGAAGAGAGGGAGGUGGAUGGGAUGCCAAUGAAGAACGAAAGAAACGGUGCUCUCGCAUGGCUAGAGCUCAAUCUACUCUUGGUGGAUCCGAAAAUUACAGGGAAAGACAAUCAGAUGCUGAGGAGGACAGAUUUGCAUGCAGUCCAUUACAGCCAAAGCGGAGCAGCUUGACAUUCAGUGAAAAGCAAGAAGAUGCUGAUAACCAAAAGAACUCCACCAGAGCUAGUCAAGCUGGCAUCAACAGCAAUGCCAUCCACAUUCCUGUUACAAUCACUACCCCUCCUGGUAAUACUACAGUCAUCCCCUUGAACAACAUUGACUGUGACAACUUCCAACUCGGUGAGGAUAAGAAGGAUUUGGAAGAGGAUGAAGCUAAUGGGCCUCAGCAAAUCCUUCCCUACAGCUCAAUGUUUGUUUUUGGACAAACAAACCCAGUGCGACGGCUUUGUCAUUAUGUGGUGAACCUUCGAUACUUUGAAAUGUGCAUCCUGAUGGUCAUUACAAUGAGCAGCAUUACCCUUGCAGCUGAGGACCCCGUCCAAGCCAACGCACCACGGAACAACGUUCUCAAAUAUCUGGACUAUGUGUUUACUGGCGUCUUCACUUUUGAGAUGGUGAUAAAGGUGAGACGAGGGACAAAAGGCAAAGACAUCAAUACCAUUAAGUCCCUUCGGGUCCUCAGAGUCCUGCGGCCACUCAAGACCAUUAAGCGGCUGCCCAAGUUGAAGGCUGUGUUCGACUGUGUUGUGAACUCCCUGAAGAAUGUUCUAAACAUCCUCAUUGUCUACAUCCUCUUCAUGUUUAUCUUCGCUGUAAUUGCUGUGCAGCUCUUUAAGGGCAAAUUCUUCUAUUGCACCGACGAGUCCAAGGGCCUAGAAAAAGACUGCAGAGGUCAGUUUCUGGAUUAUGGCAGGGAUGAUGUGGUACCUCAAGCUAGAGUGUGGAAGAAAUAUGAGUUUCACUAUGAUAAUGUUCUCUGGGCCUUCCUAACACUCUUCACUGUCUCCACUGGGGAGGGCUGGCCGAUGGUCUUAAAGCACUCAGUGGAUGCCACAUAUGAGGAUCAGGGGCCCAGCCCAGGAUUCCGCAUGGAGACAUCCAUCUUUUAUGUAGUCUACUUUGUGGUGUUUCCCUUCUUCUUUGUCAACAUAUUUGUGGCUUUGAUCAUCAUCACGUUUCAGGAGCAGGGAGACAAGGCCAUGUCUGAGUGUAGUUUGGAGAAGAAUGAGAGGGCCUGUAUUGACUUUGCCAUUAACGCUAAGCCACUUACAAGAUAUAUGCCACAGAACAAGCAGUCCUUCCAGUACAAGAUGUGGAAAUUUGUGGUGUCCUCACCUUUUGAGUAUGCCAUCAUGACUUUAAUUGCCCUCAACACAGUCGUGCUGAUGAUGAAGUUCUAUGGAGCUCCAGACCUGUAUGAGUCGAUGCUGAAAUACUUAAACAUCGUCUUCACAGGCCUCUUCACGCUUGAGUGCAUCCUCAAGAUUAUUGCCUUCAAUCCACUGAACUACCUGAAAGAACCCUGGAAUGUGUUUGACUUUGUUACUGUGAUUGGAAGCAUCACAGACAUCUUGGUCACAGAGAUAAAUGUAAGAGAUAAACGUAACAAGAUGAUAAACCUGAGCGUCUUAAGGCUGUUCAGAGCGGCUCGUCUCAUUAAGCUGUUGCGACAGGGGUACACUAUCCGUAUUCUUCUGUGGACCUUCGUUCAGUCCUUCAAGGCUCUGCCAUAUGUGUGCCUGCUUAUUGCCAUGUUGUUCUUCAUCUACGCCAUCAUUGGGAUGCAGGUGUUUGGUAACAUUGAAUUAAAUGAAGAUACUGCCAUAAAUCACCACAACAACUUCCAGACCUUUUUCCAGGCAUUGACCCUUCUGUUCAGGAGCGCAACAGGUGAGGCUUGGCAUGAGAUCAUGCUCUCUUGCCUCAGUAACCGCCAAUGUGACGAGCUCUCAGGAACUAAAGGACCGGAAUGUGGCAGUGAUUUUGCAUACUUUUACUUUGUGUCAUUCAUCUUCCUCUGCUCUUUUCUGAUGUUAAAUCUCUUUGUUGCUGUCAUAAUGGACAACUUUGAGUACCUGACCAGGGAUGCUUCUAUCCUUGGGCCACACCACCUUGAUGAAUUCAUUCGUGUUUGGGCAGAGUAUGACCCUGCUGCCUGUGGGAGAAUAUGCUAUCGGGAUAUGUACAAAUUAUUGCGUUUUAUCUCACCUCCCCUGGGCCUUGGGAAGAAGUGCCCCAACAGGGUGGCUUAUAAGGUUUGCACUUCCACACAUGGCCGCAUGGUUUACCGUGACAUGUACGAGAUGCUUCGCGACAUGUCACCUCCACUAGGUUUGGGAAAGAAAUGCCCACCACGAGUCGCCUAUAAGCGACUGGUAAAAAUGAACAUGCCUAUUGCGGAUGACAACACCGUUAAUUUCACCUCCACAUUGAUGGCCCUGAUUCGCACAGCCUUGGAGAUCAAACUGGCAUCUGGCGUCCUGGCACAGCGUUUGUGUGAUGCUGACCUGAGAAGAGAAAUUAACCGAGUUUGGCCUAACCUGACGUUAAAAACCGUUGACCUGCUGGUGACGCCUCACAAAUAUAAUGAGCUGACUGUAGGGAAGAUCUAUGCGGCUCAUAUGAUAUUUGAUUACUACAAGCAGAAUCGUGCAAAGAAACUCCAGGAGCAGAACCCAUCUGGAGCUUCUCAGAGUAAAUUAGGGGCAUUGUUCCGUCCCAUGCUACCCUUCUCUCAUAUACAAGAGGUACCACCCCCAAUUUCUAGCCCAAGGAAACCUCUUCCACCCCAGCCUGAGCCUGAAAGAAAAACAGAACCCACCACUACCGUCAGGUCCUUCGACACCAACACAAUACUGACCCAGAAAAGUGUCAUAAAACAUUCCCAGUCUGGGGAUGUUUCUCAGGCAGCUCAGAGGCCGAAAGCCCGGAGGAAGCUGCAGAGAGGGCAGUCAGAAGAUGUACAAUAUUCCUCAAGACUACACGAAAUGGUUGAACUAAAGCAGGUGGAGAAUAUUUCAGACACAGAGGGACAUCCUAGCCUCGAGAGUCAUUGCCGAGCAGCCUCUUUGCCCCGAUUAAAUGCUGAGUACUAUCGGAGCCACCCUCGCCACGCCCCUGGGACCCACCUGGCACCUAUUGUUGACCUCAGUCCUAUUAAACGCUCCGCAUCCUCGCUGACACCACAGCUUCACCUUCAGGAGGUUGGGCUAAAGGAGUUUGACCUACAAGGUGUUGGGCAAGCCCAUUCUUCCCCAGGGCCAGGACAAGUCCAGGGACAGGACAGAGCCCACCACCACCACCACCACCGCUGCCAUCGACGCAGGGACAAAGACAGAGACAAGAGACAGAAGUCUUUGGAUAAAACUGUAUCAGUGCACCCAUCAAACACUGUUGGUUCAUUCACAGACCCCUCAGUUGAAGGUCUGUCAAGAGAACGCGCAAGAGAGCGGGAUCGUGGACGUCCACAUGAGAGACGGCACCACUCCUCUGCAGGAGAGAAGCAGCGCUACUACUCCUGUGAGCGUUAUGGCAGCAGGGAGCAUUGUCAUGCCCGGUCUGCUGGUCCCAGUCGUUCCACAUCUCCAGGACCAGGUCAGGACUCUGGUGUCUCAAAACAACAGGUUAGCAGUGUGGUUAAAAUUGGUCUCUCCUCUGGUAUAAACACACCUGUCCGUAGUCGCAGGCAGCUCCCACAGACUCCCCUCACACCCCGCCCCGCUGUGGCCUACAAAACUGUCAAUUCAUCAGUGCUCACAUCCAGUGCCAGCACUGCUAUAACAGGGCACCAAACUCGCUUCAGCCGUGGCCUUUCAGAGCAUGACCGCAUACUUGUGGGCAGCAAAGAGUCCCCAAUGCCUGUUACCCGCAUAGGUUCAGACCCUAAUUUAAAUCGCCAGCAUAUGGAAUCCUCCCAGCAGGCCCUCCUUGAAGAGACAGAGGACUUCCAUGAUGCUGUAAGCAGCCAUGAAGGAGGACGAUCCCCAAGAACUGCUUCAUCCACUACAGCUUCAGCCUCGCAGGGAGCAGCUUCACCUGUUACAGCACCCAGCAUGCAGGAACGAGGUGGGAGCGUGCCUAAUGGAUACCACUUCACCCUUGGAGUCAACUCUCCAUCUGGGCCUGGGGACAGAGGAACAGGAAGUCUCAGGGAGCAAGAGGAUGAUGACUGGUGCUAACAUCCCAGACAACUUCACAGAGAGAUAGCUGAUGGCCAGAUUCCGACCGUAUUGAUACUGCUCAUCUCCAAUGAACUUUUGCAUUACCAAGCUAGUCAAAGAAUUCUGAGAAAUACAUUUUGAGGUAACAGCAGGUUGAAAGUGCCACAAAGAGGAUUUAGAGAUCAUUCCAGCUUUGUACUAUUACUGUCUUUUUAACACAACAAACUCUUUACAGGAAAAAAAGAUACAAAAAUAUCAAACUUUUUCAACCCCCUUUACUUGCACUGAAAUGAUAGCACAUGCGAAAACCCUUAACUAUCUUCUCUGGGUAAUUAAAUUUCGUGAAACAGACAACAAAAGCCAAAUCUAAAGCAUUUUAGGAGUCAUUACUGAUAUUAUCUUGGCUGCUUACACAGAGUUGCAGUAUUGUAAGUUUAAUUUAGUUUGUUUGUUAAAAAUGGUAAGUAAAAAGUAUUUUAUCAAUAAUUUUUUCUCUUUUUUUUCUCAACUAUUUUGGCAGAGUAGAUAUAGAAUAAUUAUCUAUUCUUUCAGGUGUUCAAAUUCUGCCCGAAACUUAAUAAAAGAUUAAACAAAGAUGAUGAGAAUCCCUCAAUACGAUAGGUUGCAGUAUAACUACAGUCAUGUUUUCAUCGUCACAUUGUUAUAAAUUUUACAAAAAGUAAAUAGCUGGAGCUCACACAGGACAUAAACUGCUUCCUGACAUGAAGUGGCUGAAAACUAAGUGCCUCGUUUGCCAUGAUGUGUUAAGAUGCAGCCUGACUGUGGUUCAAAUACCUGUCCUGGCUGUGGUUCCUUACCUUACAGUCGUAAGGUAAGAAAAACUAACCCCGCUGUGAAAAAAUGGAAACAGCAAAAAAAAAAAAGUUGGGAAAAAAUCUUUUUGUUCUAAGUUUUUGUGGUUGAAAAGUCAGAGUUAGUCAGAAAUAAUCUGAAGUAAACUGUGUAGUGCAUGAUAGGGUUGUCGAAGCGUAUUGUUUGUUUCUUUGGCUAAAGAGUGUGUGGUAAGCACUUGCCUUUGUCUUACAAAAAUACUGUCAAUCAGCCAUAAAAAAUGGCCUUUAUAUGGUUGUGGUGUACCAUGUGUUUUUAAUAUUGAUAAUUAGAAAAAGAAAUCUCAAAUUUAGAAACACCUGCCUCUUCAAGCAUGCAGUUUAUCUCUAAUCUUUGCCAUAAAUGUCCAAAUUGUACAAGGUUUCUUCCUUCUAAUAUCUUUGAUCUGAGAAUAUUUUUGUGCAGACAUUUGUUGGUGGAGUAACCAAUAUGUAAGUUCACAGCUAUGGAUGACUGUUGACUAAAAAGUAGGGCUAUGCAACAAGACGACACUUCAUCAGCCCCAUAGCUUUACCCUCUGCAAUCUGCAGGUUCAGGCUUUAUUGUGACUGUGACCAAAUUGUAUUUUUGUCUAUUAUAAAGUUGUAGAUUAUAAAUGUGUUAUAUGAUAAAUUGUUUACUGACAACUGAUACAAAUGAUAAAUAUGAUAAAUAUGAAAUGCUGGGCAUUUUUCUAGUUGACAAGUUGACUGCAUGAGUCCUACACAGAUGGAACCACUCAAAAUAUAAAAAUGUGUUCUGCUAAUAUAGGCCAAGUUGUGUUUUUUCUUUCUGGAGAUGUAAUGUUUUUAAGUUGAUGGCUGGAUCAAAUUCCCCACAUGAAUAAUGUGGUUUAUGUGAGGUAUGAAGUUACGCAGAAAUGGCUCAUUAUAGCCACAUUUUUGUGAACAGUGCUGCCAUCGCCUAAAAUGAAAACCCAAAUUUGGUUUGUACCCACAUCUUCUAAGCCAAAAUGGUCCUGAAAGCUCAAAGACCUUAGGGCUUCUUGAGAGUCAUGCUUAACUGUCAUUAACAGUUAGCCUGCUUGAAAACACAACAUGCAAAUCAAGCUGCUCUGAUGAGGUAUAUCCUCCUGCUUGGCUGAACAUGAUUCCUUAGUGUAGGAUUACAAAAAAAAUUGUCUUUAUUUUUUUCAGGGAAAAACGCUUUACUUGUCACUUUCUGUCUGUAGCUUUUAUUCUUUUAUCUGGCUACAUUUCUGCAUUCAGCAAGCACAUUUAUCCACAAGAAAGUACCAUUAACAAUCAAGUCGGCACAUUCUACUUGUAAAUAUUUUAAAACAGAACACCAAUACAAGCCAAAAUAUAAGUGGUUUUUGAUUUUAACUGUGAUAUUGAAAAGUCAAAGAAGAGGUCAUAUAUUAAAUUUUGAUUAUUUUGAUUUGGUGUUUGGUGCAUCAGAGAGGUAUAAAUUAGACUAAACAUAGGCAGUAAAAUUUGAUAAGCUCAUGGAUGGAAUGCCAGGAAUUUGCACAACCUAGCUGCUGAUUGCUCUUACUAAAAUUGACACCGUAUUACUGUUUUUUCCAUCACCAUUAAGUAUUCCUGGUGAGAAAACACUACUUUUGUGACUUUUUGACCUUGGAGUUGUUGGCCACUGUUUCAGCAGCGCUGAAACUACAGCUGUUAAAUAAAUAGCCAAAGGCCUACUCAGUGCUUCAAAUAUUUUACCCAAGGCAAUUUUUGACAGAGGUUGUUCUGUUGUAUCACACCAGUUAGAUAUAUUUGAAAUAGUACUUUAAUAUCAAGAUCUGUAAAUAAAUUGAAAAUGCACAACACUGAAAUAUACAGAUGCCAUCUCCUCAUGUUUAUCCACAAGAAUUACAGACAGUAGAUACAAAUCUAAAGGAGCUUUGUGUGAAAAUUGCUGUAUUAAGGAUAUUUGGAUGGAGUCGUCUCACGUGAUAAAGGAUGGUGUUUUUUUUAUUUUGUAUCUACGGAGACAAGGGAGGUACAGAAGUGUCUGUCCUUAGCAUAUAGAAACUAAAAGAUCUCACUAUGGCUACUGCUCCAGUUCUUCCUUUUUUGUAUCACUGAUUUUUUUAUUAUGAUAUCCCCAUUUCUCAAGGAUUGGUAACACACUGAGCAGCAGGAAUGAGAGCAAAUUUACCGGACCAUUUUUCUCCAAAAUUGUUUUUGAGUCAUCGAUGGUGUUCCACUCAAUGAAAAUGAAUUAGCUUUAAGUGGUACUGUGUAGUCAUGAUGGUGAUGAAACAUGUCUCAGCAGUGGUUUAUUAUGGCACUCGACUGGUUCUUAGAAAAAAUAGAAGCCUGGAAAACUCAUUAUGAUUGCCUCCAUUAUUCAAUUUCCUAACCUUCCUAGGCGGUGCAUUAAAAAAAAAAACAAAUAUAUUUGGAAUUUGUGAUUGAAUGUAAAAUUAAAAAAGAGAAAUUACUGAAAAACUUUAUACUGUUCAACUUAAAGAAAUUUAUACAUAGAGACAUUUGAGGUGACUUGUUUGCAGGUUUGGUCAUAGCUCGAUGUAAUUAGUAAGAAAAUGAAAAUUAAAUCAAUGUUUUCCAAUAAACAUUUUUAUUUAUUUGUAGAAUAAAGUAAUUUUCUUGUUGCAAUCAUGCUGACACUGUUCAAGUAUGGUUUUUGAAAAAAUAUUGGCUUUACUAUGAGUUUUCCAUAUGUGCCGUAACUGUGUUUUUUAUUUAACAUAACUCUUGUUAGACUUUAAGGUAACAAGGUCCAACUGCUGGUAUGACAUUGAUGGUCUAUAAGGUAACAAUAUUCUGUCAUCCGAUCAUGAGCUCCCAUGUUGGAGCAGAACCUGUCCCAUGUUGACCUCUAUAGUAGAUUUUAACAAUAAACACAAGAAAAGACCAGACUUCCAGUGAACAGGUAAUUAAUAGAGUGCCAAGUUUUUUUCUGACAGUUUUAUACGGCUGACCUCAUCUGGACACAUCUGCAUUUUCUGAAAAGAUAAAGUGCAUGCGAAUAAUAAAGCAAAAUAAAAUAAAAUUUGGCUUCAUCAUAUCCACAAUUUGUACAAUUAAUUUCCUGAUUGUAUUUUUUAAAGUUGGCAAAAACAAAAUUAGUAAAAAAAGCCUUUUAUUUAUAGUAAACCAUCAAACUGGUCAUGAGGUUCUGUCUCAGAAAAAAAGGAAGUGUCUGGAGUGAUUAAAACUUAAUGUCUCUCCCUCAGUCAUUUCGACUGUAUCUGAAGGUUUUGUAUGGAUAUAGGUAACUGAAUAAAGA
Messenger RNA from Menidia menidia (Atlantic silverside), 10419 nucleotides. NCBI's taxonomy places the organism in Eukaryota, Metazoa, Chordata, Actinopteri, Atheriniformes, Atherinopsidae. The record is from the annotation of a GenBank genome assembly.